GAGCGGGGGCGCGCCUGCGUAUUGCGGGCUGCGCGUUGCCCCGGGUAACCGGGGGCGCUGGCGGGGCGGAGAAGUGAUGGUUCAAGAUGGCGCAGGACCUGGACGAGCUGCUGGACGAGGUCGAGUCCAAGUUCUGCCGGGCCGAACCGCCGAGAUCGGGCUCGGCCGAGCGGCCCACGGGCAGUGGCCCCGACAACCGGGACCGGAAGCGGGCCGAGGCCAAGGAGACCAGAUCAACAGAAACAUUUCGAAACAAAGAUGAUCUUGACAGUCUUAUUAAUGAAAUAUUUGAAGAGCCCGACUUUGGAAAAGAAACUUUUAAACUGAAGUCGAAAUGUUCAGGCCACACAGCUGUCCCGGACCCCGUCCAAGGCCUCAGUAAACGCUGCAGCCCCGCCUACCUGGGCGGCUCGGGGUCCCCACGAGGGAUUGGAACCUGCACCUCCCCCAGAGCCUGCGACCACCUGCGCUGUGUGGCCUGUGAUUUCCGGGUCGCCAGCUUCGACGACUACGCCUGGGAUGGGACGUGCGAUUACUUGUUCUUCAGGAACAACAUGCCCGAUGCCCACAAGCUCGCCAGCAAGCUGCUGCGGAAGCCGGGCAGCCGCGCCUACGCCUGCCAGUGCCGCUGGAGGAGCGUGGACGCGCCCACCGCCCUGCACAGCGACCCCGAGCUCCGCUGGGUCUGCGGGAAGCACUGAGCCACCGCCGACUCCCUCCCUCGGCACAGACUCAUGUGGACUUGCGCGGUCCCCGCCGGGCCAACACUCCACGUGGCGACCGCCUGCCGUGGACCCCGUCCCGUCAUCGCUGCCCACGGCGUCACGAGUGGACACGGGCGGCUGGCUGUGGGGCCCAGGCACGAGCUCCCCGUCUCGGGCAGAGCAGGGCAAAGGGCCAGUGAGGGUGCCGACACCCCUCCAGCCUCUUGCCCCUUCACACUUUGGACCGACCGAAGGUGGGUCUGAACCAGCCUGGCCCCCUCCCACUCAUCCCAGACGAGUGCUGCUGCACUGCCGCCUCCUCUCCCCUUCCCCUCCCCUCCCCCUCUCUGCUGCGGCACUAGUGCCAUCUGCUCUUCUCACGGACACCACGCAUGUAUUCAGCCUUGUUUUGAGGCGCUUACAAGGGAAGCCCAGGCCAGUCGGAAAAGGCUGACCCCAGUCUGCCCGGCCUUUCCCGCCAGGAACCGCACCCACGGGCCUGAGCGGCAGACGGGGGUCUCCAGGCAACCUGUGCUCGUGUGGGAGACCCGUGUGGGUGCUCAGAGGCAUCGGGACCCCCCAGGCCAGAGGACACCUACCCCCCCCUCCCCCGAAGCAGCACUUAGGGCCCCGUGGUCUCCUCCCAGCCUGCCCACGCCCACCCCCGUGUCCGGCCCCUGGUUCUAAAGUGUGUCCCCACACACGUCUAGCCAAAGCAGCCCCCACCGGCCCCCAGCCACGGCCAGGCAAGGAGGAAAGGCCAGUCGCUGGGCCUCGUCUCGAGGCCCUUCCUCUGUGCCCAGCGAGCGUCAGGGCGGGUCAGUGGCUGGUGCCCCGGGUUUGUAUGGAGAACAUGUUUACAGGCCAGAGGGAUGGGCCAGGGGCAGGGCAUGCGCCUGGCCCGCGCUGACCCCGGCUCCACAAAGAGCCCCCUUCGCCCCUCCGGGAGUGAUCCCUGAGCACCACCAGGUGUGGCCCCCGAACAGAAGGAAUAUGUUUACAGGCCUCUAAAUAAAAAUGCUUGACUCCAAAACUCUCUCUGG
Sorex araneus (European shrew) is the source of this 1747-nucleotide messenger RNA. It is a transcript of the gene CFAP418, whose product is annotated as cilia and flagella associated protein 418. Gene Ontology annotation, cellular component: cytosol. The record is from RefSeq and is a predicted model, not a curated record. The transcript is spliced from 6 exons. The coding region runs from base 87 to 701 and encodes 204 amino acids. NCBI's taxonomy places the organism in Eukaryota, Metazoa, Chordata, Mammalia, Eulipotyphla, Soricidae.